Uranotaenia lowii is the source of this 6214-nucleotide messenger RNA. Its product is annotated as F-box only protein 33. Gene Ontology annotation, cellular component: SCF ubiquitin ligase complex. Lineage: Eukaryota; Metazoa; Arthropoda; Insecta; Diptera; Culicidae. The coding region runs from base 430 to 1788 and encodes 452 amino acids. The transcript is spliced from 8 exons. Gene Ontology annotation, molecular function: protein binding. Gene Ontology annotation, biological process: SCF-dependent proteasomal ubiquitin-dependent protein catabolic process; positive regulation of protein ubiquitination. The record is from RefSeq and is a predicted model, not a curated record.
ACAAAACAAAUCCAAUUUUCACCAGAUCAUCGAUUCGGGCAAAACGCAAUUUGGAUUGAUAUUUUUCAAAAAUUCACUAAUUAUAUUCAACUCAUCGGUGUGUCGUUUUCGCGUUUCUCCUUGACCACGAUCGAUAUCGUCAACCUCGAAUAGGAAGUGUGUAAAUACAUAAAGUGUGUCGCGUUUGGAAUACAUUCGUCAACGUUGAUUGAACUUAGGAUUGUUUUUUUUUCGUUAGCCCAUUAGGGAAAAAGAAAGUUAAUUCCCAACAAAGAGACGUAAAAGUUUUCUAAUCGGAAAAGGUGACUGUUUCCGGGAUCCGAUCCACUUCCGGUGGAGUGUUCCGUUAGUGGGGGAUAGUGUGCAUUCAGAGAGUGUCAGCUCCCUUCCCUUCCGGGGGUCUUUGGGUGGAGCCUCUAGCAUUGUGCAAUGAGCACAGGCCCAAACUGGGGCCAACUUCCGGCCGUGGUCAUUACGGAUGUUUUCCGUUAUUUGAACUUUCACGAUCGGUUGCAGGCAUCAGCCAGUUGUUGGCACUGGCGUUCGGUCCUCUUUCAGGCCAAAUUCUUCAAAGCUGUCCACUUCGAUGUAGGCCGGGAGAACAAACGAAAGAAUACUUUCUUAAUCCAAUGUUUGGCAAACAUAGCAAGUGAGGCGAAAAUCUCAUUCGAUUCGUGCAAUCUCUACGAUGUGGAAUUGGCGACCGAGAUUCUUUACAAGCUUAGUAAAAGUACAUGUCUUCUAAGUUUGUCGUUGUGUCCCAAAUAUGCCACCUUAGUUACUCCCGGGCGUUUCUACUCCGAAGAAGAAUGGAAUUACAUUUCCAGAUUGUUCGUUGAGCCAAUAAAAACUUUGCUGGCUCGUCAGAAUCCACCGCUUAGAGGAUUGGACCUGGGCUGCUCGGAAAUUUUGUCAUUGCAUGCAGCCGAUUUUCUUAAUAGCUGUUCGCGUCCACAAUUCUUGCGCAGACUAGAAUUCGCCUCGGUCAAACAGGACCCCGGUCACUACGCGCUGACGGCCAUCGAACCGAAUUUGUUUGAGAAAUGCAACUCGCUUCAGUGGCUGUCGCUAGAUUACGACAUCAUGUGCGACGAGUUCUUGCAGACGCUUCAACUGUUGCCCCUGCGUCGUUUGGUCAUUCAUGUGCAUGGGCUGGAUGGGGAUCAUCCGGGCGUUUCGGAAGCAGCCUGGGCAAGCUUUCAGGCCGCCAAUCCACUCGUCGAGCUGCACCUGACGCUGGUUUGCGCCUAUGAAGCGGUUGAUAUUUUGCACAGUCAAAUCUUGCGCCCCUCGAUGCCAUUGACUCACCUGAAGGUUUUGUUCUGUGAAAGGAUUAAUUGUGAUGCUUUGGAGUACCUUUCCCGAUAUUAUAAAGAAACUUUGAGAAGCAUGAUAUGGGUGGAUUCCAUGCGCAUCCAAGAGUACCGGAACAUUAUGGAGCUGGUGCUGCGUACAGAACAGGACCCCCUUGUUAUGAUGGCCUGGCGGUGCAAGAAGCUGGAGGAAAUCGUCAUCCAUGGGUACGUGCUGGAUCCGCACAAUCUGGUUGGCAUUUCACGGCUGCGCGGCAAGGAUCUGAAGCUGCUGGAGGUAUCGCGGGUCGAUCUGUCGAUGCCGUCGAUCAUGAUGACGCCCUUCAUUGAGGAAAUCAGCACCCAGUUGGACCGCAAGUGGGCCCCGUUAGAUCCGAAAACGUUGCCACCGGCGCUCGGCUUCUAUCCCGUCUCCGACGAGGUGCGCGAUCAGUACAUCCUGAAGUACAUCCGCAACGGCAACAUCCUUGCCUGAUGCGACGAGCGUCGGCUGCUGGAUGCAGCUCACAGAGAAGCCGACCGCUAGGAUAAUUUAUCUGUAGCUCAAAGCUGAUGCAAGAAAGAAAGACGGCCACAAAUCCCUACCACUUAUAAUUUUUUUCGAAUUUAGGAUCAAGAUUCAAUCUAAACCGCAAGUAGCAGCUAGAAGCAUGUUGCAGAGCAAAAGUUAAAAAAAAAUAGUUUUAUUGCUUAAUCAAUUGUAUUUUAGAGAAACAUUUGAACAAACGAUGAAGAAUCACUAAAGAAACCAAGAAAAGCAAUGGGUGCGCGAACAUUUUCCCCCUUAAACACGCAAACAAAUACCUUAUAAGAAGCAAGCUUUCCCAUGUUCUGAAAUCGCUGAGCUAAGAUUAGGAAGAAAAAAAAACAACAGUGCAAUUACCAACGUCUGAAAAUACCGAAAGUGCGAAAGAGAUUUUUUGCCGAGCACGAAAGGAAGCUAUUCUAUUCUAGAUGCUACAGAAUGCUAGAAUAAUUUACGAUUUCUCAAGCGAGAUGUGUAAGAAUCUUCAAGCAAAAAAAACCGGAAGCUGGCAAAAACCUAGACUGGCGUGCUCGGAUUUGAUUUGAGAAGAGUGCGAGAAACAAACGAAAUGAGGAAAACAAAUCGACAAAACAACAUCAACGGAUCUGUGAUUAUUAAAUAUUUUUCGUGGAUAAAAUUAUUUAUUGCCCCCCUAUCUCUAUUUCAUUAUAUAGUACUACUACCGAAUAUGUGUUAAUCUCCGAAUUUAUCUAAGUUUGUUUUUUGCUUAUACAAGACACGAUUUAUAAGAGAAAGGAGAAGAAGAAAAAAUCGAACGUGUGUGCGUGAAUAUGAUACUAAGAUACGACGGUUUGUAGUUUUUGUUUUUUUCGUUUUUUUUUGUUAACCUUUUAUUGAAUAUAUUGUGCAUCCCUGUCGUAUUCGGGAUAAAAACGGCCAAAUUUAACUAACUUUUCAAGGAAGAUAAACGAAAAUGGUAAGAGAGAAAGUGUGUCAAACGAAACAAAAUUCACCAUGAACAUUUCCAAUCAUUUUGCCACCUUAAAUCGGUUUUUUGAAAGUAUGAAAAGAAUAUUCUAAAAUCCAAUAAAAAUCAUAGGAAAUUAAUUGUAUUGAUUAGGGCAAAAUUCAGUAUUCUAUUUAAAAUUUGAAACAAAAAAGAAAGACUCAGAUUACGAAAUUGAAAAACAAAAUUGAAGGAACAGAAAAAAGUUUGUAGAACGAAUGGCCAAAAAUCGUAUUAAACAAUGUUUUGUUAAUAGAAAAAAGAAACGGUUAUCUUUUGUUUCGUUGAUCACGUUCUGUUUAAAAAAUGUUCCAAUUUUGUUCUAGAGUAAAUCAAGUAAUAAUCGACAGGCGGAAGAUAGAUUUGUCAAAAAUCAGAAAUUUGUCGAAGUCGUAUGAGCAAAUGCAAUUUAUAAAAAAGUAAUUCUAUCUAUGGGAGGAAUACAAAAAAAAAGUAUUUACCAUUCACUCGGAAAAAAAGAGAGAACUAAUAAAACGAAUCCAACGAAAUAUACUUUCCAAAUUAGGCUAGAUCGAUCUGAACCGGAGCCAUUAACCCAAAACAAGAUUAAAAAAAAAACUAACCACAGGGCCAGUGGAAUAUCUCAUCAAAUUAAUAGAGUUGAAAGCUAAAUUGAAUGUUCAUUAGGGUUUAAGAGAUAAGAAAAAACAUUUAUGUGUGUUUAUUAUGUACCUUUGAAUAAAAUAAUCAAGAAACAGAAGGACAAAAAAAUACUAAUAAUUCGUAAUCAACUCUGAUAGAAAUUGUAGUAGAACUUAUGACAAAAAAAAACUUUUUAAGUAGUAAAACGGGCAAAACUGCGAGCCUUAUUUUCUCAUCCCUCGGGAGAGAGCAGAUUACGUUACAAUGGAUUUUGUUUUUCCACGAGCUAUCGAACAGCAAAGACACGAUAGUCUCCUGUUUUCAGUUAAUAUUCCUAGUCAACGGAGAGCAAAAAUAACGUACGAAAAAUCGGAAUAGAGGAACAAGGGUUUAGUCGAAAAAAACGGAUUGAUGACAUUUAAGUAGCAGCAAACAACAAUCGAAGUAAAGAGUUUGAAAGCCGAGAAAACAUUCAAACAACUAGUAGCGUUUAAGGAAACACAAAAACAAAACAACUGUGAGAGUGAUACAUUUAAAUGAAAAAAAAGUUUAAUAAUAAUGGUAACAACUGCAGCAACAAAACAAACAGUAACAACAAACGAAUCAAUAGAGAAACUCGUAUAAUGUAGAUACUUCUUAAAGAAGGAGGCAAAUCACUUUCAAACCUAAAGCAAAUCAAAUCAGAGCCAUUCGGUGGCUGUUAAGGCAGGUAUGAUAACACUGAACUAAACUACUCUCAAGAUGAAAUCGUGCAGAAAUAUUUUCCAUUUUUCCGCAGAACAGAAAGCAAAACAAAAACCGUCCCUUCCACAAGCAAACAAACCGAAACUAAAGAAAAGCUAAAACUCGUUUUUGAUAGAAUCCGUUAAGUGAAACAAAACCAAAUAAAUAGAAGGAAAAACAACACUCAAGCAGAAGGGAACAAAACAACAAGAACUGAAUAACAACAAAACCUUAAAAAAAGAUCUUGAAACAGUGUGCCUAAGCCCCCCACGCAGAAAGAACAAAACCAAACUGAAACCAGAAAACCAAAUAGUCAGUUAAAAGUGUGCGAGCAAUCAUCUCAAGACAGACAGUCGCUGGUAAACUUUUUGUAGAGAAUCGAAACAAAAACCGAAAUAACCGAAGAAUCCUCCCAACUGUUGUUCGAGUGAAUUAAAAAAAUCAAAAAAAUCGUAGAGGAGAACAACUCGAAACAUACCAACAGGAAAACAAAACAAACAAAUCGCAUAGAUAAGUAUCAAGCAGAUGAACUGUUAAAAAAAUCAACAAAUAAGUGCAACAAUAUGUCUUUAAUAAGAACCUAGUAAAAGGAUGUGAAACAACAGUCAAACAUCAGCAGUAACAACAAAAAGAACAAACAAAACAACAACAAUUCCUUUACGCAACAAAUCAGAUCUGUGAUAAUAACGAAAAAAUAUGAAGAUGAUAAGAUAAAAAAUCUAAUAACUUGUAUCUAACCGACGAGAACGAAGAAAAAAAUACAAACAAACAGGCAAACACAGAGAAACGAACGAAUGAACGCGAAUAAGAAUAAAGAGAUAAGCAGCUACUACUUCGACGAGAAGAACGCAAUCAACGGACAGUAGAAGAAGGAGAAGACGUAGGAAAUAUCAAGCAAGUGCUAGACCCUUUGGUUUCCCUUUAGCGAAGAAAAGUGACGAAGAUACGCAGUCACUCACUCAGAAUAAAACUAACGAACGGAAAGUCUUAAGAGAAGAGAAUCAGAAAGCAAACCAGGAAUCCAAACCGUCGCAUACCGAAAAGAAAAGAAAAAACCUGAACCGAAAGAACUGUGUAUGAAGAACGUUACGUUUCCGUUCAGAUUCAAAUCAAAGUUUAUUAUUAACAGCUCAUUAAUUUGUAAGACAAUUCGUAAAAAAAACAACACAAAAAAAACCACACAAGAGAACGAUUGUGUGCGGAAGAAAGCGGUUCAUCUUUUCUACUCUAUUUUAGAUCGAAGGGGAGAAAAGGAUGAGAGUAACCGAAUCCGAAUUCGAAUCGCCACUAAAUCAUUUUGUUAGGUAAGUAACUUUUCUAUUUUGUUAAUUUUUUGGUUAUGGAUUAUCCAAUUUAAAAAAAAAGUGUUUUUAAAUGCACACGUGUAGUAGCUAUUAUAUAAAAACUAGUGGGUAGUCAAUGUCAAUGUAUUACAAACAAGAAUGUAAUCAAAAUACUAAACUAAAUUUAAACGAAAAGAAGAAAAAAAAACAAAUAUUCACACCCCUCCUGUCGGCAUAAAAUGCUAAAAGGAAUCCAAUCUCUUACUGAAAUAGAUGUUAAUGCAAAUAACGUUUCUAGAAAGCUAAAAAGUCAGCAAAAAUGAAACAAGCAAACGAGAAAAAAUCAUCAAAAAAAAAGUAUAUGAAUAUAUCCCCCCAACCCUUAGAUGUUGCGUGAUACUUUUCUAAUGUUUGAAAUUAUUAAAAAACAAAAAAAACCAACCGAAAAGAAGAACUACAAAAAAAAAUGUAUGCCAUCGCUAACCAUAUUUUACCUCUCCGAUUGAACACAUGCUUUUGCAGUUUGCACCCCGGUUAAAAACGUGCCGUCAUUUUUGUUUGUUUAAGAAACAACGGAGAUCAAACAUUCAUAUCGUUCUCAGAAAAAAAUAACAGAAAAAUUCCGAUGUUAGAAGUUAUCAUUUCCGUGCUUCAGGAAAAACAAAAGCGCACCGAACUUUCAAUGAAACAAAAGCUGACAAUUAAGUGUUAUAAGCGAAAAAAGAAAAGAAACUAGAACAAUUGUGUGGAAAAAUGGUAGUCAAUCAGUGUUGCAACAGGAAGAAGAGAAAAAACAAAA